Triticum turgidum subsp. durum (durum wheat) is the source of this 876-nucleotide messenger RNA. Lineage: Eukaryota; Viridiplantae; Streptophyta; Magnoliopsida; Poales; Poaceae. The record is from the annotation of a GenBank genome assembly.
AUGCUGCGCGUCGGGGACUCCUCCGGCGCGGCAGCGCUGGGGGCGGUGGCGGCAAGGAGGAGGUACCACGAGCGGGUGGUGGACCACUACAGCAACCCACGCAACAUGGGGGCGUUCGACAAGGACGAAGCCGACGUUGGCACCGAGCUCGUCGGCGCGCCGGCCCACAGGGAUGUCAUGAAGAUGCAGAUCCGCGUCGACCAUGCCUCUGGAUCCAGGGCCGGCCCUGAGGGGGGCGAACGGGGCGGCCGCCCCGGGCCCCCAAAAGUCAGUGGGGCCCUCCUAGGGCGUGGGUCAGAGACGGACGAGGAGGCCGAGCAGUUCGGCAUGCCGUCGCCUGCCAAGGUCUGGAUCCUCCCCCCUCUUCCCUUCCAUGGCAGCGCCCCGACCUGCCGCAUCUUCCUCCUCGCGAAGAAGAGUGGUGGAUCUGCAUCCUCGCUGCGGAAGGCUGCCGCUGUGCCGACUCCAACCUGUAGCCUGUUCCGGCUCAGGUUAUAUGAUGUGUACAUGGCAGUGUUACUGAACAGAAGGAGCAGUUCUGAGGAAGCGCUCAACCUUGACGUUGAUGCGGAGCAUCCCAAGGUCAUCCCCAUGGACCUAACAUCGUCUCACCAAGUGCCUAGCGGACCGAUGACUAGAGCUAGAGCUAGAGCUCUCGAGACCGAGGUGACCUCUCUCCUUAGUGACAUUACAUAUGAUCCUCUCGAGACAUGGCUACUACCUAAGUCCGAGACAUUGUGCAUGAUUAGGUACCAAGAAGACCCUCCUGAAGAUGCACGUGAAGACGGACAAGCCGCCAAGUCCACGGAUGAAGAGGAACGCUGGAAGGAGAAGAAGACACCUCCAGGACCCGGACAUCCGGCCCCCAAGCCCUGA